CAUUGAUCAAAUAGGCUGCAUGUCCCCCAAGACCUCCAAGGCCGUUCCAUCCCCCCCGAAACAUUGGCAUGGCAGCAAACGACCCGGGACUCGCGCCACUUGGCGCGCUGGCUGAAGAUCCUACCAAAGGUGCCGUAGGCCUUUCUGAUGACGAUGUGCCUAUUGCGCCGGACCAGUUCGACGAGAAGUUCGAGACGACGAAGAAGGAGAUCUGGGCGUAUUAUUGCUACUAUGUCGGCGACAAUGGGCUCACGCUCUUCAACUUUGGCCCGACCGCUUUCCAAAACCUUAUGUACCAGGCCGCUGGUGACUCUGAGACGCUUUCCUUCAUGGGCAGAACCAGGACCGUCAAUAGUAUCGUUCUGUUGUGCAAUGGUAUCAGCUUUGCGAUCCAAAUCGUUGUUUUCCUUAUCCUCGGCUCUUUCGCGGAUUUCGGAACAUGGCGCCCCAACAUUCUCAUCGGCCUCUCUAUUAUCGCUUUCGGCAUUAGCUUUGGCUGGCUGGGCGUUCACACCCAGGAAGACUGGCAUAUCGGCGUAGGCCUAUACAUCGUCGGUCUCAUUGCAUAUCAAACUACCAUCACAUUUUGGACGGCCGCAUUCCCUGCCCUAGCCAGAAACACUCAGGAGCUACGAAUCAAAGCUCAAGAGUUCACCGAUGGAACAAUUACUCGUGCAGAGUACGACUUUGCAGACAUGAUGAAGAGAAACGAACUUUCUAAUACUGCCUUUUAUGUCCAAUCGGUUUUCGAAGUGCUUAUCCUAGCGGUUAUUGUAGGUAUCAUGUUCAGUCUGCACGUGAACGAUAGCGAGGCGAACAACAACUGGGGGCUUUCCGUACUCAUCGCCUUUGCAACCGGAGUCUGGAUUCUAUGUGCUAUUCCCUGGUUUGUUCUUGAAAAGAGACGGCCUGGCCAGGAUCCGGGAAAAACCAACAUUGUGCUCGCAGGUAUCAAGCAGCUGAAAUACGCCCUUACUCAGAUCUGGCAGCUGCGUCAAAGUCUGGCCUAUUUGAUCGGGUACUUUCUUCUUGGCGACAGUCUCAACACUACCGUAACUGUCAUUGGCACUCUCCAGAACGAAAUUGUCGCAUACAACAGUCUAGAAUUGACAUACCUCCUGAUCGUAGGUAUUGCCGCGCAAGCUGUCGGUAUCGGCGCCUUCUGGCGCAUCCAGAAGCAUUAUGGACUCUCCACCAAAACCAUGUUCAUGGUUAUCGCUGUGUGCAUUGUCCUCCUCGACGGCUGGGGUAUGAUUGGUAUCUGGACGCAGUCUUUUGGUUUCCACAAGAGAUGGGAAGUCUGGGUCUACCAAGCGUUCUAUGGACUCCUUGUUUGUCCAUGGUACAGUUACUCACAGACCAUGAUAAGCGAGGUUACGCCGCGAGGCAAGGAGUUUCUGUUUUUCAGUCUUUUUUCGAUUGUUGGCAAAACGAGCGCAUUUAUUGGACCGUUGGUGAGCAGCGCAAUCAUUGAUAGGACGGGCAACAACAGCAGUCCGUUUUACUUCUUGUUCGCGCUGAGCUUGGUGAGUUGCGCAUGGUUAUACCUUUUUGUGGAUGUAGGAAAGAGCAGGAGCGAGCAGCAGCUUUUCUUGGAAAGGGAGAGGAGUUUGAAGAUGGCGCUUGUGACGGCGGAAGAAGUUGAUGCUUGAGCGAUGCUCAGCGUUUGAUAGUGUAGUGCGUGCUUUGAUACAUAAUGUUCCUGUCUCUUUUCAGCGAGCGCGCUAGAAUGUUUGUAUAUAUAGAUUUGGUGCCCAGCGCAAGCGUUUGGAGUUUAUUUUUCCAUAUUCUUUCUCUUUUCAUUUCAAGUUGCAAUCUGUAGUGAGUUGAUGUGAUGACAGCGCAACCAAGGAAG
Messenger RNA from Dothidotthia symphoricarpi CBS 119687, 1855 nucleotides. RefSeq names its product MFS general substrate transporter. The coding region runs from base 69 to 1652 and encodes 527 amino acids. The transcript is spliced from 3 exons. Lineage: Eukaryota; Fungi; Ascomycota; Dothideomycetes; Pleosporales; Dothidotthiaceae. The record is from RefSeq and is a predicted model, not a curated record.